AUGAGCUUCUCCGAUUUGGCAGCCAAGAGAAGCGCAAGGUUGAAGCAGCAGCAGCGUGAUAAGAUAGAUGAUGUCACGGAUGAUAUCGCCUCUGAUAAGAAACCCACCGAUGAUAAUCCCAUUAAUCCCAUUAAUCGCCCGAUAAGCAUCCUCAACGAUGACAUCCAAGUAGAGCAGACGUCGACAAAAGGUCGUGGUGUGUUUGCGCGUCGUGAUAUAAAGCGAGGUACCACCGUCCUAUCCACCAAAGCGACAAUGAUAGCACUCGAGCACUCAUACCUGGACAAACACUGCUCAUACACCGCCAUUCCCGGUGGCACACACGGCAAGCCUCCUCUCGCCCGCUGUUCCCUCUGCAAGAAGACACACUACAUUUCCAAGCACGCCCAAAGGCUAGACUGGCCGGUGCACAAGCGGGAGUGUGAGUGUCUGCGAGCAGCUAAAACCACCCCUGAGGAUUCCAUUCGCCUUAUGGCGAGACUGGUGUGGAUGCGCGACUGCAAGCGCGCAGACGGUGAUACUGACUGGGAGAAGCAACUCGAUGGGCUCCACGAAACAUACGACCUCCUCUCAGAAGAAGAUAAAGUAGGGCUGGGCGAGCGAGUGAGACAAUUCGCACUGUAUUUCACUAAGGGCGAAGUGAGUAGGCUGCAGAACAGCGACGUGGAUGUUUCCAUACCCUACGCUAUGCGUCUGUUGAAUAAAAUACAGACAAACGCUUUUGCUCUGCAGAACUCAGAUGCUGUCGGCGUCGCAAUCGCUCCCCUUGCCGCGCUCGUUAAUCAUGACAUGCACCCGAAUUGCACGUCUCAGUUCACUCGCGCUGAUGACACUCUCAGUGUUGUGCUCUUCAAAGACGUAAAAAAGGGCCAGGAAAUCACAACUAGCUACGUCGAUCAGACCCUCCCAUGGGACAUGCAGCGCGAUGCUUUGUGGAAGCAGUAUAGGUUUGAUAUUGGCGAGUGUCCAAAGGAUAAUAAUGAAGGGAGUGGGAAUGUAGAUAAAGAUACACUACUCAACACAGUGAAUGCGGCUGAAAAGUUCUAUUUUGAUGACCCUCUACGCGCAUUCCAGCGUUUGCAGCCUUACUAUGACACUGUCGAAAGCGCUUACGCUCCUGCGUCGAGAGUGCGAGUGCGCUAUCUGCGCGUUUGCUUCGCUAUCAUGAUCACUAUCGCCCAACUAGACAACAUGCCGACAUGGGCGCCAAGACUCACCGUCGAGUUGGGCAGAAAGACAGUUGGGGCGCUGAAACUGAUCCUACCAUAUGGACAUCCCAUACGCGCACUCACCCUCGCUGAAGUCGCCAAACAGAUGCUGGCCGAUAGCGGUGAAGAGAGGAACAUGAUGGAGUUGGCGGUCGUUGAUAAGCUCGAAAAAUGCGUUCUGGCUCUCGAUGAAUCGAGAAUGGAGACACAAAUUGGUUACGGAAAAGAUAGCGCCCUCGAAGGCUACCUUGUUGAGGAAAUUGAGGAGAUCCGUAAGGAAAUUCAAAUGAGAAGGUUGGCUACUGUAGCGGUGUGA
Wallemia ichthyophaga EXF-994 is the source of this 1524-nucleotide messenger RNA. RefSeq names its product SET and MYND domain-containing protein 3. Gene Ontology annotation, cellular component: nucleus. NCBI's taxonomy places the organism in Eukaryota, Fungi, Basidiomycota, Wallemiomycetes, Wallemiales, Wallemiaceae. Gene Ontology annotation, molecular function: protein binding. The transcript is spliced from 3 exons. The record is from RefSeq and is a predicted model, not a curated record. Bases 1 to 1524 code for a protein of 507 amino acids.